Messenger RNA from Protopolystoma xenopodis, 222 nucleotides. The record is from the annotation of a GenBank genome assembly. Lineage: Eukaryota; Metazoa; Platyhelminthes; Monogenea; Polystomatidea; Polystomatidae.
AUGUGGGUGUCAGUCGCGGGCGUAGUCUCACAGCCAGACAUUGUCGUCAAUCCGGUUGCCACAUGCACCGACGAGCAGUUCACAUGGUGCCCGACUGAACGUGACGUUGGUAGCGCAGACGUUGACACUGUGGCGCCCCAUACAUACCAUUCCCACUCUCCAGCUGACCGAGCUUCUUGCCACCGGCAAUUGUGGCUGCGACAACCAGCGGUCAUGUGUUAG